Messenger RNA from Beta vulgaris subsp. vulgaris (sugar beet), 1477 nucleotides. RefSeq names its product zinc finger AN1 and C2H2 domain-containing stress-associated protein 11. The coding region runs from base 322 to 1194 and encodes 290 amino acids. Gene Ontology annotation, cellular component: cytoplasm. Gene Ontology annotation, molecular function: zinc ion binding. The transcript has 2 exons. Lineage: Eukaryota; Viridiplantae; Streptophyta; Magnoliopsida; Caryophyllales; Amaranthaceae. The record is from RefSeq and is a predicted model, not a curated record.
AAGAAAGAAAUGGUUGGCGUCAAAAAAAAAAAAAAAAAAAAAAAAGAAAUGGUUGACUAGUUGUCCUUGUCUACCACCAAAACCAAGACUUCUUCUUUUCCUCUCUCCUUCCCCUUUACGCGGAAUCGGGAAUUCGCCGGAGUUAUCGAAUUCUCGAAUUCCGCCGACAUUAAAUCUUAAGCAUAUAACUUCCCUUAGAAUAUAACACACAUUCAAUUUUCUCCAAUUUCUUUCAUUUCAAUCUCCUCUCAAUUCUUUGCUACCAAGAAAAUUAACAACUUCUUUCCUUUGAUUCGAUUGUUUUUUCCUUUGGAAAAUAAAAUGGGAACUCCGGCAUUUCCAAACUUGGGAAAACACUGCUUCGUUGAUGAUUGCAAGCAAAUUGAUUUCCUCCCUUUCACUUGCGACCGUUGCCACCAGGUAUUUUGCCUUGAGCAUCGAAGCUACAAGCAGCAUCAAUGUCCACAUGGUGACAACCAAGGUGUCACUGUCGUGAUAUGCCCACUUUGUGCCAAAGGAGUUCGCUUGAUACCAGAUGAAGACCCAAACAUCACUUGGGAAUCUCAUGUCAACACCGCCUGCGACCCAAAAAAUUACGAGAAAGUAACCAAGAAGAGGAAAUGCCCUGUUACAGGCUGUAAGGAAACCCUCGUGUUCUCCAAUACUGUCAAAUGCAAGGAUUGUAAAAUAGAUCAUUGUUUGAAACAUCGAUUUGGACCCGAUCACAAGUGUUCUGGACCCCCAAAAUCCAACACUGGAUUCCCAUUCAUGGGUCUCUUGAACACCACUAGUAGAAAAGAAGUGUCACGGUCCAAUCAACCAGUCCAAUCAAAAUCAUCAGCAUGGUCCCGAUUCGUUAGUGCUGCUUCAUCGGCCCGAGCCUCAGCUGAAGCAGGCAUGGCAAAGUUGAGUAGUGAUUUUAACCAGACACUUCAGGUUGGGCAAGGCAGUAAUAGUACCGUGAACACUGGUGGGUCGGGAGGCCAGGAAGUGUGCCCACAGUGUAACGUGAGGUUUUCAUCAGUUACAGCUCUCGUGGAGCAUGUUGAGAAAGUUCAUGAAAGAAGUAAUAACCGCAGCAGUGUAAGGAAGUUGUCAAUUGAUGUAUGCCCGAAAUGCAGCAAAGGAUUUAGAGAUCCCGUUGCUCUUGUUGAGCACGUUGAGAAGGACCAUGGAGGCACCUCCAGGGUUUAGAAAAAGGCAGGCUCCUGUUUUCCCUAGCUUCAUUAUCUUGAGGUUGCCUGGUCAUAUAUCUGCUCCGUGGCUGUAAAUUGUCAAUUUAGUGAUUCAUACUGUUAUUGUGCGUCCAAAAAAAAAAAAACUGACAAACAUAUGCUGUAUUCUUUGUACUGAUAUCUGAAAGAAGUUUUACCUCAUUGAUUAUGGUUCCUUUUUUUGGCUAUACAAAUAGAAAAAUGUACAUUGGACAGUUUUUAAGAGAAUGGAAAUCUGAUGUGAAUAUUAUUCUGUUCUUAUC